This is a messenger RNA of Medioppia subpectinata, 288 nucleotides long. NCBI's taxonomy places the organism in Eukaryota, Metazoa, Arthropoda, Arachnida, Sarcoptiformes, Oppiidae. The record is from the annotation of a GenBank genome assembly.
CUAAUAUUAUAAAUAAUACAUAGUUUUAUUGAUACAAAAGCCAUGCAUCGGGUGUCGGGACCGCAAAUACUGGUCACUCUGGCCUCCGAAGAGAGACACGACUCUAACUUCAAACUCAAACUAAUCAAAGUGUUUGAUUGGAUUUUUAUAUUGGCGACAAUAGGCCUGAUCUGGAUGUCAGCCCUGAGCCGGACGUGUCGUCCAAAGGCAGUGUUGAUAGGAUUGGUGUCAACAGUGGUUGUGUUGACUCUGUUUGUCAUCAUUUAUAAGAUCGGAAACUCGAGAUUC